Messenger RNA from Tripterygium wilfordii, 1732 nucleotides. RefSeq lists its product as uncharacterized. The record is from RefSeq and is a predicted model, not a curated record. The transcript is spliced from 4 exons. The coding region runs from base 535 to 1275 and encodes 246 amino acids. Lineage: Eukaryota; Viridiplantae; Streptophyta; Magnoliopsida; Celastrales; Celastraceae.
UGAGAGAGAGACACGGUUGAAGACUCAAAGUUCCAGCCUUUUCCCGGUUAUCCUCCGCCUCCUCUUACAUUUCUUUUUCUGUUUCUCUCUGGCUGCUAUAAAUAAAAACGAAAUCUAAAUCCAGAUAUCACGCCACCAUUUUCAUCGGAUCCGGGGAUUUCCUUUGCUUUGUUUUCAGGGGAUUUGUUCCUUGUGGGAUUAUAAUACUUAUUAGGACAAGAGAUUGCCCCUGAAGGUUUUGGAAAUUGGAUGAAGGAGGGUUUUUAUCAGGUGGUGGGUGUGGGUUAUUGGUGGAAAGGUGUCAGAGGUAUGCACAAAAACUUUUGUGCAGUUAGCAAAGGUUCUUAGUUCUUAGUACCAAUUCACAGUUCAAUUGGGGAUAGUGAGGUUUUGUAUAUUUGUCAUCACUUUUCAUCUUCACGCGUGAUAUACAUCGAGAAGAGGUUGGUUCGUGUUUUUGGUUGACUCCAAAGAUUUAGCGCUUGCUUGUCCUGUGAAUAUAGUUGGUGCGUUGAGCAUUUGGAGUGUGAGUAGAUGGAAAUGGAUCAUCUAGCUCCAAGAGAGAGAGAUUUUGAUAUUGAUCUUGAAGUUGGAGGGACAGUUAGCGAAGAAGAUUCAACCAAAGAUUCAGGUCUUAGAAAACAAGGAAAGACGUUGAUCACUAAAAUGUGUAGUGGAUUUGCUGAUGGGACAGUCAAGGAUGAAGAAAGGACAAGUGCUCCCACCAUUGUGUCAAAUACUAACAAGAUUUGUGCUGAUAAUGCGAAGUCGGAGGGAGAAGGGACACCUACUUCUGCCGACAAGCAAGUGGGGAGGGAGAAAUGUAAAAAGACUAGUAAUAAAAAAUCUCUUAAACCUCCUCGACCUCCAAAAGGUCCAUCGCUGGAUGCGGCUGACCAGAAGCUUAUCAGGGAGAUUACUGAACUUGCUAUGUUGAAGCGUGCCAGAAUUGAAAGGAUGAAAGCAUUGAAGAAGACGAAGGCUACUAAAGCAUCAUCAUCUAAUGGCAAUUUUUUAGCCGUGGUUUUCACCAUUCUCUUUUGUCUUGUGAUAAUAUUUCAAGGAAUGUCAUCCAGGGGAACAUCUGCAAGCUUACGGGGAGCUCCUAUGUCCUCAGGAUCAGCAGAUGGUGGUUUGAUCUCUGUCCAGUACUUUGGAAAUCCAUCUGCAAGUGGCCCAAAUGGGCAUGGAUCUGGGUCUCCCAAUCUUGUAGAACAGGUUGCUGGUUCCGAUACUCCAGAGAAGCUGAAAAGAGUUGCAGCUUUUUUACUAUAGUCUCAACUUGAUAGAUUAUCGCUGGUUUAUAUCGAUGAAAGAUAUCUACCAAUCCAUGGAAAUUCAUGCAAAUGUUGGUUCUUGCACUUUUGGUGACACAGUCCUUUGUUCUGAACUUCGCCUGGUAAUUUAUCCCCUGUAUGGCUAUAUAUAUAUUAUUUUGAUUUGGGGGUGAGUUAAAUUACCUUACAAGUUUGGUAGCGUCUUAGAAGCUUUCAAAGUAUCCAUUUGCUGCAUCCUUAGCAACUAAUCAAUCUGGCCGAGUUAGGGUUUGUCCUGAAAUUCCACUUGUAGCAUGAUGUACCAAAAGUCUUGUUCGUUAAUAUUAAGUAAAUGAUCAAGUUUUCUUAAGCAGUCUAUGGGAGGGGAAUGUUUCGUGUAAAUAUUUGUGGUGAAAUGGCACUGUUAUGUUAUUAUAUGCUAUGCUGGAUGAAAUCUUCAGAUUUUUCUCUCACAA